AAAAUCGGGCUCACUCACACACUCGGCGUGACAACAGGGGCCUACCGAUCAAGUCCCCGGCUCAGUCGCCGAUGCGCGAUUUUCGCGUCAGGAGGCAGAGAUUUGUGCCAUAAAGAAUAGACGCACCCCGUCAUUCGGAUCUCCACGUCCUCGACUUUAUCUCUCGAGAGCAUACAGAAAUGGUAUCCAAGAUGUAUCUCCACGGCACAUCCGCUGUCUUAGUACGGCCAAGACUAUCACCGUCUAUAACUCCCCUCUUUAGCGCUCGAGUAUACCACCAAGCCGGUGCUUCACCCAAGGAAAAGUCAACCCCUUGCCACAGCAAGACUCCUUCAGCCCAACCCAGCUCGUCUAGACCCUCCGAAAACUCUCCGCCACGGCCAUCAACUUCCUCCAUCCUAAGUCGCUCAUUCUGGACCUGUCGCUCCUCCUGGAAGCGAGCCCGGAUCAACACCCUCCGGUGUCUCGUCGGCUGCACCGUCGGCGACUUCUCAGCCCUGUGGAUAUUGCAGUCUUUCGCGCCGACUCUUGGGAUUGGCCCGAUUAUGGGACUGUCCAUGGCCUCGGGCAUAACCACAUCUAUCGUUCUCGAGACCUAUCUCCUCUGGCGGGGAGCAGACCAGCUGUCCCUGCCCGUGGCCUGCCGCACAGCCAUGGGAAUGAGCAUGGUCUCCAUGCUGGCGAUGGAGCUAGCCGAAAAUGCGGUGGACUACCAUCUGACCGGCGGGGUGAUCAACGUGGGCGAUCCGCGAUUCUGGCUUGCAGCUGCCGUGUCUGUGGGGGCGGGGUACCUGGCGCCGUUGCCGUACAACUACUGGCGGUUGAGGAAGUAUGGAAAGGCUUGCCAUUGAUUUCUUCCGGUUCGACCUUGGUCGAGUCACCGUGCAAGCCACGUAUGAUGUAUGAUGAUCUUGUCUACCAGAUGUGUAGUGGCCACUCACCACUGCAGGUAUAUUCAAAUGAGAUUGCGCUAUUACAGAGGGUGUUGCCAGUACUAAUACAAGUUCCCUAUCGACUGCCUCCAUCCUGCUAGGUUCGCAGUGUAAGCCUGCACUCCAUUUCUCAAAACUCCAAGUCAUACACCAAUGUAUCCUCACACAGCUCCUCCCGGAGUUUUUGCACCCUGCUUCAAU
Molecule: messenger RNA, 1133 nt
Organism: Aspergillus saccharolyticus JOP 1030-1
Lineage: Eukaryota; Fungi; Ascomycota; Eurotiomycetes; Eurotiales; Aspergillaceae
Exons: 2
Coding region: 180-851 (223 amino acids)
Source: RefSeq, a predicted model, not a curated record